CUGCUGAGAGAUGCUUGCUCGCCGGCUCUGCUACUUAUCGGCAUUGGAGAACGACCGGCACUGGGAUUCCCAAGCAGCCACCCCAGGGGACCCCAGCCGGUGUCAGUGCCUCCAUCUCGCAUGCUCUUAGUCGCUUCCAGUGCAGAUAUACCAGGGAGUCACACCCACAGCAGCCGAUUCUGGGGAGCUGUCAGGCAGGAGUCAUACACCGACCCCUCCAGUGCAAGUAGAACAUCCAUACUGGAGUCAUACCUACCACGGUCAGACCUACCUGCAUAAAUUCAUUGCUGCCAUUGAACUCUCCCCUGGAUGGAUCCAUACCUAAGUGUCAUAUGUACCUAAUCCAGUGCCUCCAGCAUCUCUUCCUCUGAGGAACAUCUAAAGCUGCAGGACCACCAGCAUCCUUUCCUUGGGGGGGGGUCACACCUUCCUUGGCUGGACAUCAGCUUCCAACCCUGGAAGUCCCUUCUGCACCUACUCAGACCUCCGGUCUCAAUUUCACUCCUAACUGGAGCUUCAACAUCCAAAUGAGUCACAUCUAGCCCUGGCAGAACCUCCAGUAUCCCUCACUUGGCAAACUGAUGUUAGUGGGACCACCAAAAUCCACCCAUGUGAGUCACAUCUAGCCUGACUGCACCUCCACCAUACAUCAUACUAAAACUGAACUCAAAGGUGAACAACCCCUUUAAGGAACAAUUUUUUUGUGGUACCACCAGAAGCCAUCCAAGUGAGUCACACCUAGCCUGACUGCGCCUCCAGCAUGCCUUUGAGUAAACCUACCCCUACUCUAUCUACAAGCCAUCUCUAAUGGACCUCCAGCCUCAGUUUGGGAGCCACACUUACUCUAAAUGGACUGGAAUGUGUGUGAGUCUCACCUAGCUUUAUAGGAUCCAUCAGACCCUGUGGUAUAACCAGAAGCCAUCUCUGCGGGUCAUGCCGAGUCUGACUGGACCCCAGUUUACAGUCAAAAUUCCCACUACUCUACCAGCAACCAUCCAUAGCUAACAUUCACAUUCCAGAGAGCCAUACAAAUGUCCUCCAUAUAGGUCCCCUGGUCCUGCUACCCAUUACCCAGGUUAGUGGAUUCAUCAUAGGUGUUUGUGCCCUUAUUUAUUACCCCCUCCUGUACUUAUUUAAUUUACCCAAGUUGGCGCCUUAUGACCUCCAGCACUUUUGUAGCAGUUCCCACUAUUUAUCCCUCUAAAUUCAGUGCCCAAUUGUAUUUCCACAAUCUGCCAAAUCCCUUAAUGCAUGCCCCAUAGUCUUUCCUUCCUACCCUUGGGUCUUUCAUCCGGCACGCUGCUUCCCCCACUCUCCCCCCUUCCUGUAACCCCCUCCUUGGCCUCUUCGUCCACCUCAACUCUGGGGAUGACGGCUGGGGAAUUCCCUCAUGGGAGCCCAGGGAGGGUGCCACAAGGGGGGCGAAGUUGUGCCCUACGUGGCUGCUAUAAGAUGCUCUCUGUAAUUCUACUGCUGGCACAAGGGGCUUUACUUGACCUUUACCUGACAGACCUAUACUGGUGCUCUUGGAUAGCCACUGACCUAGUAGUGGUAGCUGGAUGGGGUAUAUUUUACUCCAAAAACAGCAGAGGCAAAAGAGCUAGACAGGGUUCACUUAAACCCUCUGGAUAUGGGCAAGUGAAACCACACAGGAAGGGUCAAUUUGCUUACAGCCACCUGGCUUGGCUAAUUUACUCAAUUGCAUUUACUCCAAAAGUGGCUCUGAUACUUUGCACUCCCAUACUAGACCAGAUUGAAGCUGGAGUUCCCCUUGGGUGCACUGGGUUUAGACUCACAGUUUCUCUCUCUGUACCAUUACUAUGGACACUAGUCCGUUCCCUCAGUGCUGAUCCUCGAGGCUGGCUGCACCAAAGAGCAACUGGAUACUUUGUGGCUUCCUGUCUGGACCUACUCGACAGCUAUGCCCUGUUGGAGCUCAUGUUGGAAGAAAAGCUGCCCUACUCCCCUUUUAUGCGUUAUCCCCUACUUGUGGUAUAUUUUGUGGCUUUAGUCUCUCCAGUGCUUUGGCUAUUUGAGCUGGACGCUGUAGCCCCACCAGGCUGCUGCCGUCUUUUUUUGCGUUUUCUUUUUGGUACUCUUGUUGACGCUCCUCUUCUUGCCCUACGGUGCUUUUUCAUGUUGGGUCCAGCUGGUCAACCUAUCUCAGUUUUCAUGCUAAAAAACAUCUUCUUCUUGGGCUGCCAUUGGCUAGAAGUGCUGGAGCUGUGCUGUCUUAUAAGAUCCCCAGGUCCUGAGCAUUCUGACCGGCCUCCUGGACAGUUCAGUCAUUGUGUGUCCGAAAAUGAUAUGGGACCUCAUGCCUAUGUCAACACACUGGCUGUUGCCUCACAGACCUGAGGAUCAUCACAGCUCCAUCUGUAGAAGACCAUGGUAUUCCAACAUGGGUCACAACCAGAUUUCAACCUGAA
Xenopus laevis (African clawed frog) is the source of this 2429-nucleotide messenger RNA. Its product is annotated as transmembrane protein 121B. Lineage: Eukaryota; Metazoa; Chordata; Amphibia; Anura; Pipidae. The record is from RefSeq and is a predicted model, not a curated record.